Terrapene triunguis (Three-toed box turtle) is the source of this 7938-nucleotide messenger RNA. Its product is annotated as URB1 ribosome biogenesis homolog. Gene Ontology annotation, cellular component: nucleolus. The transcript is spliced from 39 exons. The coding region runs from base 79 to 6951 and encodes 2290 amino acids. Gene Ontology annotation, biological process: maturation of LSU-rRNA from tricistronic rRNA transcript (SSU-rRNA, 5.8S rRNA, LSU-rRNA); maturation of 5.8S rRNA from tricistronic rRNA transcript (SSU-rRNA, 5.8S rRNA, LSU-rRNA). The record is from RefSeq and is a predicted model, not a curated record. NCBI's taxonomy places the organism in Eukaryota, Metazoa, Chordata, Testudines, Emydidae.
GCGGGCCGCUUCCGGGAGAGCACAGGCCGGACCAGCCCGCCGCGUGUAGCCGCCGUGCGCAGCCUGGAGGCCGGCGCGAUGGGCGCCCACAAGCGAAAGAGCCCGGCGCCGGGCCCGGGGGCGGCGGAGACCAAGAGAGCCCGCGGCGCGGAGGGGGAAUUCACGGGCACCCACUUCAAAUCUCUGCUGCGGGACCCCGAGACCGCGAUCAAGGGUUUAGAAAACUUCGUCUCCACAGCUAAGACAUUACCAUCUACUGAACUAUAUGAUGUAGUAGAGGGAUAUAUAAAAAUUUCUGUGGAGUGUGCUGAAAUUUUCAGACUUUUGGAUGGUGAAAGAAGGCCUGAAAGUGAAAUGCUGUUAAUUUUUCAAGCUUUGGAAGCCAUCUUGUUGAGAACAGCAAGUGACCUGUCCCAUUUUUCUGUUGUGGGGAUGAACAUAGUAAAGAAGUUGAUUAAUAGCUAUAUGAAAUUAAUCUAUGCUGCUUUGUAUUCUGAAAGUCACAGGAUGACUCGAGUAUGCCUCACCUUGCUGUCGGCCAUGGUGGCACAGGGGCCAGAUUCUGCAAGGGAUGUCUAUAGCCAUUUUGAUUUUAAUAAUAAAUUCCUGCCUGGAUUAGUGAAGAAAAGAGAUAAGAAGGGGAAACCAGAUGUCCGUAUGGCAUAUAUUCAGUUUGCUCUCUCCUUUUUAAUUGCUGGUGACAACACUAUCCUAGUACAAGUGCUAGAGUUAAAAGAUUUCAUUCCAGAUAUUCUUAGGACUGGAUUAAAGGAAGAUAAAGUUUCUACUAUCAAUCUUCUGCUUUCCACACUGGGAACAAAGGUGGUUCAAAAUAAGAGUAUCAGUAAGACGCAGAAGGUGCGUUUUUUUACUGUGGAAGUGUUAAGUCACAUCGCUUCUCUUUACCGUUGGAAUGGGAUUACCGAUGUCAGCACUGAGGAUGUCAAGAUUACUCAAGAUCCUGAAGAGGCAGGAAAGGUCAUGGUAAGAGAACUGGUUCAUAACUUCUUAAUGGACCUGUGUUGUUCUCUGAAACAUGGCAUUAAUUUCUAUGAUCGAAGCCUUGGCACGUCUGGCAGAGGAGGAAAUUUGGUGCUUCUGCGCUUUCUGCUGAAUUUAAAAACUGCAACAGAGGAUGAGAUGGUUGCUGAUCUUAUGGUCAAUAUUCUUAAAGUGUGCCCAGAUUUACUGAAUAAAUACUUUAAGGAAACCCAAUAUUCCUUCAUUCCCAGACUGAAGUCAACCUGGUUAGACAAUAUCAAAUUGCUAAAAAAGAUCUAUGAGGCUCAACCAGAGAUUUCCAACUCUUUUAAAACUGCAGAGUUUAUUCCACUCCCUAGAUUGCUUUCUAUGGUGAUGGUAACAACACUUCCUGUGGUGUGCAAUAAAACUAUGUUCACCCAAGGAUUAAAUUUACCCAGCAAAACAGUGAAACACACCAUCUUGUCCCUUAUGUCAACUAUUUUGAGAAGAGCCCUGAAAAAUAUUGAGCACUGUCUGAAUGAGGAAGUAUGGCAAAAGUCAGAAAUCUACACUCCACUGAUGAUGCAGGAAUUUGUCCAACUGUACAGAGAAGCCCUUAGCAAGCUUUUACCUGACAUGAACAGCAUAGUGGCGGUCUGGCAGUCACUUCUAAAACAAGAGAGAGAACAACAUGAUGGGGAGAGAAGGGAAGACACCAUUUCCACUGAGGAGGAAAUGACUGAGAUCACAGAAACCAAUGAACAGCACGGCUCAGAUGAUGCAGAGACCACUCUUCUGAAAGCUGUGUUACUUCAGGUCAUAUGCCUUUGUCAGAAGGUUGUUCCCCAUUUGGUAGCUCAGAGCAACUUUGAUUUCAGCAAACUGCUAAAAGGUAUUGUCACUGAAAAAGGACUCCGAGAGGAGAUCCCUCCUGUUCUACAGCACCAUAUACUGAAAGUGGCCCUGGAACUGCCGGCAAAUAAAUUUGCCUGGUUCAGAGUACAGGAUGUCUCGGAAACAGAAAAGGUUCGUGGUGAAAGAUCAGUAUUUUAUUUACUGAUGAAAAUGUUUGUAACAAGUAACCAUUCACAACUGAAAACGUCAACAAAACAACUGAUCAUCAAGGUUUUGCAUGACAGUGGAGUAUUUGAGUACACGUGGAAGGAACUCGUACUGUGGCUGGAACACUUGGAUAAUACAAUAGAAGACAAAAAGGAAGCCGUGAUUCAGUUUUUGGAGAGGAUUUUAAUGAAGUUGGUGACAAACCCCUAUCCAUACACGGAUAAAGCCGCAGACCUUGUCCAGGAAGCCAGUAUGCUCCAAGUCAACUUAUUUAAACAAGAUGUGGAUAGUGUUAGCAUACCCAUCUCUCACAUUGAUGAUGUCCUGGAUAUGGUUGAUGUCCUUGUGGAGGGCAGCGAAGGCCUAGAUGAAGAAAUUGGAUUCAGUUUAAAUGAAGACAUGAUUCUACACACCUUUCCAUUCAGUGCUGUUGUCCCUGCAGCGUUAGAAGCCAGGAAUAAGUUGUUGCUUCAGACUGAAAAUGAAAUGGGAGGAAGUAUAGUGGAGUAUCUUGUUGCUGUUUUUACUGAUCUCCUUCACAGUCAGAGAGAUCCCCUGGCCCUCUGUCUGAUGUUUCAGCUCUUCGAUAAAGAACUCCAGUCACUGAAUGCAUCUCAGUAUCCUCAGCUCUACCAGUUUAACCAAUACUAUAGUCUCUGGAUACCACAACAAGCUAAGGAAACCUUGGUGAAACAAACUGAAUGCAUAAGCAGGGAGCCCAUCAUGCCACCAGAUUCUUCGUUCCCCUCCUUGCUGAAGAUUGCCUUUGAGAGAGGUGGCGCUGUCCUGCUGGAAGAUGGUGUCCAGGCAAAGCUGAGAGAGGCAGCUUCCCAGCUCCAACUUCAGCAGCUUUUGCUAGCAGUCAAGCACGUGCUGCUGUACCUAAAAACCACGGUGGAGAACUUCAGCAGUUUCAGUAAAAGUUCUGGUCCUCGCCUUCUCGGUCUCUACAUGGACCUGCUGAGCAGCUUGCUGUGCCGAUGUGAUCAGAUGAAGUUGUGCAACGAGCAGAAACAAGAAGGGGCCCAAACUGAAUCGGAUCUCUUUAUGGAUUUAGAGUCUGUGGCCACAGUGGAGUCUGCAAAUGACAAGAUGCUAGAAGAUAUGCUCAUGUUGAUCUUCAAACAUCCUACAUUGGAGACCUGGUUCUUGGCUUUAGAGCAACAUUCUCUUCCCCAACACAACUUAAACCCUGUCAUGGUGAAGCUUUUGUCAGCUCAUGUAAAUAAUGGCAUCCUUCAGUUACUGAUAGUGAGUGCUCCAAUGUUGCAAAAUAUGAAGCACAUAGACAUGCUGUCUAAGUAUUUUGAAGCCAUCACUGAAAGUGUCUUGGAAGAGUUACGUGCUGGAAGAAAAGAAAAGAACAAGGUAUCUCCCAAAAAAUCCCAGCAGCUGGAGGCUCUGCAGCAGUUACAUGUUUAUAUGGAUGCGGCUCAGUUAAAAGAAGUCACGCUAACCAUGCUCCAACUUCCUGAGGCAAGCCUGACCACUCAAAAAUCUGAAAAUUCCCCUAAAAAAGAGAAACAUUUAAGCUUCUAUGGGAAGACACUGGUGCAGCUCCUCACAGAAAGCUACCAAAGACAGACCAAUCAAGGAGAGCUGCUGUUAUCAACAGAGCACAUUAAAGGGAUGGGGACUCUGUUAUCAACAUCAAACAGUGAGGAUCUGGAAAAAGUCUUCCUGCAUGCUCUCUCUCGAGAGCCCCUCUUUGCCCAUGCGGUUGGUGUAGAUGUACACGUUUACUGCCUUAACCACAUGACUGAAACUUCCCUUGCCAUUGUGGCUUUGCUGAUCCAGCAUUGUAGGACUCAUCUGCUGCAGUUUGAGCUGUGGUGUCUGAAUUGUGCAACUGGAAAGUACCUAAGGAAAAAUAUGGACAUCUUUCUUCCACUCAUCAACGUAUAUUUGCAGAGUAGAGAGCAGUAUGACUUUACACGGCCAUCAAAAGUCUCCUCAGCUGUUGUACCUGUCUUGAGAGUAGCUUUGUGGAAAGAACUGUCCAGAAAAAUUCUAGAUACAGAACCAUCGCAAGAACUCACAGCCGUGAAGUUGCAAGUGUUUUCCAAGCUGGUACAGUCUUCAGAAAUUGAAGCGCUAACUAAUCUAAUUGACCAGUUACCUGGAACUCUUGAGAGAGCAGAAAAUUAUGAGAGUUGGAUUGUGGCAGAUUCCAUAUCGAGAGCGCUGGAGAACUCUGCUGAGGAGUUGCACUCCUGGAAGAAAAGCCUCUUGGCAGCCUGUAUAAAGUGGUUAAUCACCACAUAUAACAUCAGUAAAGACCAAGAAAACAACCAAGGAACAGAGAGUUCCAUGCUGUUGAGACUAGAAGAGUUAUUGCAUUUUGUUAAUGAAGUGGUUCCGGCUGACUGGCACAGUCUUGUGAAGAUGGGACUUAAGUAUCGCUACAGAGAUCAUGGAUUUCUGAAAACUCUUAAUGCUGCUGUGCAAUUGUUGUACACAAAAGAGAGCCCUCUUAGUCAGAGAUUAGUCAAGCUCUCCAUGCUUUACAUGAUGAUCACGCAGCACUCUUCAUUUUUGUCAGCCAUGCUGAGGUCAAGAGAAGAAGAUAACACGAAGAUUCAGACAAGAGAGGCAUUAGUGGAUGUAUUGUCAACUAUAGUGAAACUCAAUCCCUCAGUCUGUGAGAGCAGCCACUUCGCUGUGCUACUAGGAUCCUAUGGUGCAACGCUGAGUGGUGUCGAUCAGAAAAUUUUACUGCUUCUUCAAUUAUAUGAGAAGAAUGAUCUAAGUCUUAUAAACUUUAGGAUAUUGUUGUGGGGGCCAGCAGCUGUGGAACAUCACAAGACUUGCAAGAGUCUGGGGAAGUCACUAUGGCAGCAGCCAAGCAUGGAGGAAAUGUUGUGUCUGCUAGAUAAAGAGAAGAUGAUGAAGACUAUCCUACAUUUCCCUCAACAUCGCCGUCUCCUGCCACCAGAGGAAGGACAAGUGCCAUUGUAUAGAGAUAAAAGUGAGAAGGAUCUUGAUGAUCUCUAUGACCCCUGUUUUCUACUUCAGCUCUUCAGUGAAUUGACCAGACCAGAGUGUGUAGUGGCAUGCCAUGCAUUUGUGGAAGUGAAUGCUUUGGGCCUCACAGUAGCUGCCCUGAGCAGCUAUGAUUCCAAUAUGCGAGCAGCAGCAUACUAUAUCCUGGGUUCCUUUCGUUCUCACCUGGAAGGAGCUCGCUUUCGAGAACAGAGACAGCUCCUCUAUCUUAUGGAUGUUGUGCAAAAUGGAAUCAGACAACCGAAUCUCAGAUUUACUUUCUCUUUGACCCUCUUCGUUGCUAGAGUGGUGCAGCAAAUGCUGAAGCCAGAGGAGCACAUGUACACAAAGAUAAAUAAAUUCCUUCUGUCGCAUCAGUACUUGGACUUGAAGAAAGUACCGGGAUUUUAUCAGCUUUUCUACAGCUUUGAUUUAGAGCACAAAACAGAACGUGAGUGGGUUCUUGGGCUUCUUGGAGAAGGACUGCGAGAUAAGCACUGCUAUGAGCUGUACAACUAUCAGAGGAUUUUCCAUGUCAUUUUGUGCUUCUUCAACAGUCCGCUGUGUGAUGAAGCCUCCCAGAGUCACAUUCUGGAAAUACUGCAAAAUGCUGCACGUAUCACUAAAGCAGCCUAUGAACUGAUACGAGACCACAGCCUCUUAACCUGGAUAUUGUAUAUUCUGGAGAAAAGGUUUCUGGAAAACAAGGUGCUAACCAAUGUAAUCUCCUUAGUCCACACUCUGUGGAUAACAAAUUUAGGAAACAAAGGAAGGGCGAUGCCACUUCAAACUCUUUGCAAAAAAGAGCCGCAGGAGAACCAGAAGUUCCUUCCUCUUCAGCUUAUAAAUGAGUUUCUGUAUGUUUUGAUCAUGCUUGUUAAACACAUUCGGACCAACUUGGAUUUUGCCACGCUCACUCAGUUUUUCAGUACGUUCAGUUCUGUGCUAGGAUACCGAGCUACUGUUGUUGUGGCCUUCAGACAAAUGGGCAGAUUUACUGUAAAUGAGAGUGUCCUUUCAAACAAAGAUGUCCUAAUGCUCUUGCAUAAGUGGGGCAUCAUUGAAAGAAAUCUGCAGCUCCAAGAAGAUGUGCAAACAACUGCUCAAAAAUAUCAAGUCAAAGAGUUGCUUAAAAAUAUUAAAGAAAAGAACAAAGGUCAAGUCCCAUUUCGGCCUUCAUCUCGCCAUGUUCGGAAAAAGGAUGUGGUAGAAAGAGAAGAAGAAACGGACUCAGAGCUGAAGGACUCAAACUUAGAGAAAUGCAGAGACCAUCUGGAGUCCAUAUUGGUUCAUUGGGAGCCUGUUUAUCCAGCCCCGUUUGCUAAACUUCCAGAGGAACAGCUUGAAUCUACUGAUCCAGAGAAUGAAACUAUCAGUCUUACAUGUGCAACUGCUUACAUAGUAACCAAAUGGCUAGUGAAGUCCAUGGUUGACCAUAGCCUCAAUAUACAAAAUGUAUUUUUGACUCUCAAGUGGCUAAACGGUAGCAUUUUGCCACACCCUCCGGUAGUGCGGGAGAUUCUUAGGGAUGCCACACUGAAAAGUAGUGUGUUUAAGCUUUACAACAGAAUCUGUGAAGCCAACGAAGAGAAGUCAUCAAACAUUGAAGAGCUCUGUUUGUUUAAUACAAUCAUGCUUCACUUUCUGGAUGCUCAGGGGUUGACUAAUGCCAGUUGUCAUAAGGUGGUGAAAACGUUCUGCCUGUCAGCAAUGAAAGAAAAGGAUGAAAUCAAGAAAGCUUCUUGUGUAUUCCUGGCUUCUGUUUACAUUGGGGACAUUUGGCUUGGAGCACAGGAACCAGAUAUGUUUAUAAGCCAUGUCAAAUUGAUCUGCGGUGGUACAGAUGGUAAAUUAAAUGGUGAUGACAAGAAAAUGCACAAACAAGCGGAAGAAGCCAUGGUGUCUCUUUGCAAAGACAUUUAUUUAGCUAUUUUGGGGCAUUAAUUCUCUAUACUGACUCAUACUCAAAAUGUCAAAUCCUAUGUCAUCACUGCUGGUAACCAUGAAAUCCUCUUUGAAUUGUACUAUGUACAAAUCUAACUUGUUUUCCAUACACUUGUACAAGCUCAGAAAAAGAGAGCAAGGCUUAAAAGAAUUCUGUACACAGAGAAUCUAGCAGUAGAAUAUUCAAGCAGUGUUUGCUCUUUCUUUGGCAGACAAGGGCAAGGUGGGACACUGGAGCUAUGAUGUAAUUUAUACUGCAAACAUUUUUUACUUUCUAGAAUACUAAAAAGAAAAAUUGCUGAUUACUGCAGUGCCUCCAAACUCAUUUUCAUUUCCCCAUUGGCCAGAGAACACAAGUCCUAGCCAUCAGAACCAAGGAGGAAACAUAACUAUGGCAAAGACCUAUCUUCUCACACUUCUGAAGAGAUGAGGGAUGGUCUUCUAUGUGCUUAUCUGAGUCCUAACCCCUGCUUUUCCAGAGAGUGGGGAUGAGUGUUUCCGAAGCAGACCCAACUUCUGCAUCAUAGAGAGAGGGAAAAAUGUGAACCUGAGUCUCCUGUGUAACAGUGACAUGCACUAGGUUACUGCUGACUGGGACAGUCUAAAGACUCAGAUUUCAAUAGGAUAAUGAUUGGUCCUUCUGCCUAUUUUCUCAGUAAAAGCAUAAUGCUAUGGUACUGCUUCACUUAUGUUAAAUCCAAAGAUUGCUUUCUUCAAAUUAAGACAAAAAAUAGUAUAAUUGACCAAAACAAGACCUAAAUGAAUUGUUCCUCAUCAAAUAAAAUUGUAUUCUUUUGCACGUUGUCCAUGAAAUCUAAUUAAAGAUUUCUUGAACAAGACCUGGAAGGGGCAAUAUAAUGUACCAUUUCAGAUAUGCAAACAUGCAGAUGCUGCAUUUCAAGCUUUGAAAUGUAAAACAGGGUUUGUUAUAAUGCCUCAUAUGUGCUAUGCAUAGGUACUUUGUACAGAUUUCUGACUGGAAGUAAA